CAAACAGAGACUGUGAACAUCAACCAAGAGCAAGUCUACUGGAAGAUCCUCACUUUUAUCAUUCAACAGUAGUCACUUUUUAUUUCUAGACAAACCCACUCACUCAACAGCAAACUUUUGGCUGCUAUUUUGCAUCCUAGUCCUGGUAUAAGAACGGCAUCCAGUCAGCCACAAGAAAACCAGUGGAUGUUUUUAAAGAGUGCACUUCAGGAUGAGUGCCUGAGGACAAGCUGGAGAGGUGAAUCCAGCAGAGGCAGACGCCGUCCACUCCGUCCUCAGGAGCGAAUGAGAGGAGAGGGUCUGUAACGCUGGAGCUCAAGGACAAACCAUGGACUCUGCACACCUCCCACUUCACCUGGACGUCCAACAUGUUCCCUGCUAGCCUACUGGUUCUGAUGAUCCUGCUGCUACCUCAAGCCUCAUCAGGACACCAGGAGGAUCCCAGUCAGACUCAUGGAAACCUGGCCAGCCCUCUAGAGCCUAGUUUGGCCCACACCAUUCAGAACCUCCUGCUGAACCGUCUGGGCCUUCAGUCACACCCCAACCCCAGUGAGGAGGCACGGGUGCCCCAGUAUCUUCUCGACCUGUAUCGAUUCCACACUCAACAGUACCAUCUCAUUGAAGACCCAGAGUUUACCUACCCCUCCCAGCAUGUGCAAGGAGCCAACACAGUUCGAUGCUUUCACCACACAGAGUCUACAGCGCUGAGUCUUCCAGAAGAGCAGAACAACAUUCACAUUGGCUUCAAUCUGUCCUCCAUUCCGUCAGAAGAGAGUGUGGUGUCGGCAGAGCUUCGUUUCCUUCGUGACGGGUUUAGUGGAGGGUCUCACGUGGCCAGACUUUAUCUUUCCGACGAUGACCCAGCGUCAAAACCCACACUGCUCCAUUCACGCCGGUUGACUAGAGAUAGAAAAGGUGCAGAACUUUGGGAAACCUUUCCCCUGGAUGGAGAAGUGUUUCACAAUCUACCCAAGAGGUCAGGGAGCCUGGCUUUUAUUCUGGAUGUUAUUGCUGAUAAUAACAGCAGUCUUCCUAAAGAGCGACAUCUGAGGGUGCGCAGGUACUCGGGGCAAGAUGAGCCCAGCUGGGCGAGGCAGAGGCCAUUACUGGUGACUUACAACCAUGAUGGACGCAGCGAGCCCUUUGUGCCCCUCAGAAAUUGGACCCCUGCCGGCAGGCGAGGCAAGGGCAGGGGCAGGGGCAGGUUUAAGGGUGAUAGGGGUCAGGGCUCUGACGAAGGCUGGCGGGUGGGACGGAACGACAGGAGAGUGAAACGAAAUGGUGGGAGGGCCGCCAAGCUCAAACGACUAUCCCGCUCUCGCUGCCGUCGGCACCCGCUGUACGUGGACUUCAAAGACGUGGGCUGGAAUAAAUGGAUCGUAGCCCCAUCCGGUUACGAUGCUUUCUUUUGCCUUGGGGAGUGCCGCUUCCCACUGGCUGACCAUAUGAAUUCAUCUAGCCAUGCCAUGGUUCAGACGCUGGUCAACUCUGUAAACGGGGCCGUGCCGCGGGCUUGCUGUGUGCCGACGGCCCUUAGCCCUAUCGCCCUCCUCUACUUGGACCAGGAGGAACGUGUGGUGUUGAAAAACUAUCAAGACAUGGUGGUGGAGGGCUGCGGCUGUCGAUAGCAAGAUACUCAGAAGGGUGGACUGGAAAAGGGUGUAAAAUCAGGAAGUGUGAAACUGAAAGAGACAAAGAAAGCGAGGUAAACGGUCAUAAUAAAACCAUGAGCACCUUCUCAUAAUCCUCUGGAAGCCAGCUUUGACUUCUUGCGUCCAAUGAAGCAUUGUAUUUGUGUGAACUAUAAGCACUCAGUCCAAACGUGAUGUCUCCGUCUUAUGUAGUACACUCCAGCUUUCUGUCUUGUUGUUGUGUCUAUCCUGCUUCUGUUUUGUGAGUCCAUCACAUCAUUGACAACUCAAAGGGACCAAGAAGUGACCAAGGACUCUCAUUGAGCAUUUGGUGACGCUGGACGGACUUAAACCCGAGGGAAGAAUAUUGAACUCUUCAUCUCUGGUAGCAAAUGAAACUUCAAAGUAUGCACUGCGACAGAGACUAUAACUGAGUACGGGGCACUUCUCCUUAUGAGCUAUUUAAAAAAUCCUGACACCAAGAAAUUAUGACGUUAUUGUCUGACUGUGUUAGUGAUAUUAUUUAUGGUGACCUGUUCUUUUUAUGUAUGGUGCAGUCCAAAGAAAAGUUUGCUAUACAAAUACUGUGGUAGUAAGUAAAUCUAAUUUAAGAAUGCGUCAAUAUAUCUAUUUAAAUAGCAAAAAAUAUGGAAUAUUUAAUCUUGAUAAAUACCGCAGAUAUAUAAGUACCAGAACGCCUUAUAGAUCCAUUUAAAGCCAGUUAAAACUGGAGUUACUCAUCUAUUAUUUGUAAAACCACAGCACUGAAUCAUGGCAGCUUUAUAUUGGCAUUCACUAAACAAUGAGGGCUCUUUCCUUACAAUAGAAGCCUUGUGAAACAAAGAAAAUUGCCUAAACAUUCCAAGAUAUGGUGCCAAAUGUUAUGUUAUGUGCCAUAGGUGUGCAAGCUUGCUAAAUGGUAUUAUACAUAACUUUGUGUCUUCGGUCAUCAAGUGUUGACCAAACUGUCAGUAUUUAAAGACAUUCAGAUCAACAACAACAACAACAACAAAAUCAUCCAAGCUUAUUCCGAUGUUCUGUCAUGAAUAGCCGAUUAUAUUUUAGUAUGAUGCUUUAUGUGCAGUUUAAACAAAAGCCUUGAGAAUGUCUGACAUUGUCUGGAGCCAUUGUGAAAUGUGUAAUAAUAAACAGCAAACUAAUCCGGCAGUUCUAAUCAAA
Molecule: messenger RNA, 2810 nt
Organism: Pimephales promelas (fathead minnow)
Lineage: Eukaryota; Metazoa; Chordata; Actinopteri; Cypriniformes; Leuciscidae
Gene: bmp16
Product: bone morphogenetic protein 16
Cellular component (GO): extracellular region
Molecular function (GO): cytokine activity; growth factor activity
Source: RefSeq, a predicted model, not a curated record